CGUUUUCGUUGUGCGCAUGCGCUGAACAAUCCGUAAGAAAACAUGGCGGCGUCCGAGGGCAGCUCUGUUUGGGAUACACCUCGAGUAUACAAACAUCAUGAGCAGCAGAAAGUCUGUCACACAAGACCAAAGUACAGGGAGGGAAGAAGACCAAAAGCCGUCAAGGUGUACACUAUUAACUUGGAGUCUCGGUUUCUCCUGGUGCAAGGAGUACCUGCUAUCGGAGUGAUGACAGAACUAGUGCAACUUUUUGCACUUUAUGGAGUGAUAGAGGAAUAUCGAGUUCUUGAUGAGUAUCCAGCUGAACAAUUCACUGAAGUAUAUCUCAUAAAGUUCCAGAAACUUACGAGUGCGAGGGCUGCUAAGCGGAACACUGAUGAAAAAAGUUUUUAUGGUGGGAUACUUCAUGUCUGUUAUGCUCCUGAAUAUGAGACUGUAGAGGACAUAAGAAAGAAGCUGCAGGACAGGAGGAGCUACAUAAACAGAGCAUGUAAUAAAUCAGAAACAGAAUUUAAAAAGGAACCCACAUGGUCCAAAAAACCUGCAGACUCAUCGGCACCGGCACCAGCACCAGCACCGGCUAAUGCAUGGGGAGAUGGAAACAGCACUCAAAAUGAGACUUCAAAUCCCAGCACUUCUUCAGGGUUUCCACUGCUGCCCUUACCACCACAGGAGAAAGCCUUUCAGCAGUGUUUAUCUUCAAGGGGAUAUAAAUCACACAGUCUACAAACAAGUGCACCUACAGAGGAUAAGAUGGGAUCGCUACAUCAUUUCAUCCCAGCUUCCCCAGAACUUUCUAAACAGACCUCCGAUUUUCCAAACUCGGCAUCUGCUGAAAAGGGCGAAAGAGUCAGGACUCAAAAAUCCAAAAAUCCUCCAUCUACUGCACCAGAGUUUGUACCGAGGACAACACGUUUUGAAAACAGAAAGAGGAAAAUGGAGGAUAGUGUGGACUUGUUGGGAAUGUCAGACAAAAAUACUCCUUUGUUUGGACCAAAACUACCAGAACAACAGAGAACAGACAUGAAAGAUGCUUCAUUAAACACAACGGCCAACUUAAUCAGGCAAACAAUGGCAAAGGUCUCUGCAGUUCCCACAGAGACAAAAACCACCAGUACCAUCACUGCAAAGCCUCGAAGACGAAUUUAAUCACAUUUAAAUACAAUUCAUACAGAGUAACACACAGGAGCUGAACAACCUUGUUGUGAAGUUAUUUC
Molecule: messenger RNA, 1217 nt
Organism: Hemibagrus wyckioides
Lineage: Eukaryota; Metazoa; Chordata; Actinopteri; Siluriformes; Bagridae
Gene: rbm48
Product: RNA binding motif protein 48
Exons: 5
Coding region: 43-1149 (368 amino acids)
Cellular component (GO): nucleoplasm
Molecular function (GO): nucleic acid binding
Source: RefSeq, a predicted model, not a curated record